This is a messenger RNA of Merops nubicus (carmine bee-eater), 289 nucleotides long. It is a transcript of the gene HAO1, whose product is annotated as hydroxyacid oxidase (glycolate oxidase) 1. The transcript has 2 exons. Lineage: Eukaryota; Metazoa; Chordata; Aves; Coraciiformes; Meropidae. The annotation marks the transcript as partial. Gene Ontology annotation, molecular function: oxidoreductase activity. The record is from RefSeq and is a predicted model, not a curated record.
AUGUCUGGAAAACCAGUUUGCAUUGCUGAUUUUGAAGAUUAUGCUAAAAAAUUUCUCCCCAAAUCAGUGUAUGACUAUUACCGAUCCGGAGCAGAUGACCAGGAAACUCUAGCAGAUAACGUAGCAGCGUUUUCAAGAUGGAAGCUGUACCCUCGGGUGCUCAGGGACGUGUCGGUGAUGGACCUGUCAUCCUCAGUGCUGGGGCAGAGAGUCAGCAUGCCAGUCUGUGUGGGAGCGACGGCCAUGCAGCGCAUGGCUCACGCGGACGGGGAGACGGCCACGGCGAGAG